Messenger RNA from Agrilus planipennis (emerald ash borer), 969 nucleotides. RefSeq names its product lopap (gene Karl). Lineage: Eukaryota; Metazoa; Arthropoda; Insecta; Coleoptera; Buprestidae. The coding region runs from base 132 to 818 and encodes 228 amino acids. The transcript has 3 exons. The record is from RefSeq and is a predicted model, not a curated record.
CUGGGUCUAUAUUCGCCCACUGUUUCGAUAAGAAGUUCUUCCGCAAGAUAGAUGAAAUCACAAACACCAGUGUCCACAUUCAAAUGGACUAUAAUUAGGUUGGUUUUUAGUGUCUGUAACUUAACAUCGAAAUGACAAAUUAUAUAAUUCAAACCGUCUGUUGUUUUAUGAUUUUUGUUUCGUGUUGUUUUGGAAAGGGAAAGUUUGUGGAAGAAAAGACGGAAUGUCCCAAAAUCAAACCCGUUAGGAACUUUGAUUUGAACGAGAUGUUAGGGACAUGGUAUAUUAUCCAGUACUAUGCAAGUUCGGAAGAAGCUUUGCCGUACCGGUGUAUGCGGGCAGAAUUUUCAAUAUCGUCAUUACCUCUGCACGUUACGAUGAAUUUCACGUACAGUUUUGUUGAUGACCCUAUCAAUGAACAUUUAUUCGGUAAUAUCACGUGGACAGUUCCUGAUACAAUGCAGCCAGCCCAUUGGACACAUUCAGAGGAUACAUACGAAGGGAUUUAUAACACGUAUGUGCUUGAUUCCGACUAUUCUACUUGGGCCCUUCUAAUGCACUGUGCAGAAAAAUCAAAAAGUCCAAGAUACUUAUCUAGCUUCAUUAUGAGUAGAGAGCCAUUAUUAGGAAUCAAUGUUAUUUCUUAUUUAAGAGAAAAACUGCCUAAAUAUGACAUCGAUUUAGACUACAUGUUUGAUAUGUCUCAAAAAGAUUGCGACGUGUCUUUAAUGGAUUUGGAUGUACCUCCAUCCCUUUUAGCUAAUAGAAUUUUGCCUUCGACAAGAAGACAUCCCCUAAAAAGCCACCACUCUAUUUAGGUUAAUGUAAGACCAAUAUUGGAAUAUUUUAUGUAUAGAAGUAGUAUUUUAUGAAAUAAUCUUAAUAAAACAAUUAAUUAUGAUAAUUGCACUUACAUCAUUAAUACUAAGGUAUAGUUUAAAUCCAGAGAUGUGAUUUAUUUGAAAUACU